GUGCAAGUUUGAGUUUGCUUAUCUUAGGCAAGUUUUAUAUUUAGAGUAGUUAGAGAUUUAGAUGGAUUGAAUAACCUAAUCUAAGUUGAAUUAAACUUAGUUAGUUAUGCAUAUCCGAAUUAGGGAUUGAAGUUCAAAAUUUCGGACUUCCUUGUUUUCUAGGUCAAAAAGGAUUUCUAAUGCAGUUAGGAUUAGACUUCUAAUUUGAAUAGGUUUAAACUUAGUCUUUGAGUCUAGCUUAUAAAUAUAGGGAAGAUUAUAGGGUUGUAAUCUUCGAAUUAUAUAUAGUUUAAUCAUACAUUCAUAAUAAUAUUGCUUAUUGCUGAAUUUUUGGUGAAUUUUCUGUAUAGAAUUAGGUUUGCUUCAUAUCUUUCGUGAGUCUUAGUUUUCAGACUAAUAAUCACAUCAAAAUUAUAUAGUUUGAGAAUAUUAUAAUUAUAUCAAUGGCUUUAUAUUUUGAAUCAUUAACAGAGGCGACUUCUGGAGCCAUUGGAGCUCUUGUUAGCACCACCGUCUUGUACCCUUUAGAUACUUGUAAAACUAAGUAUCAAGCUGAAGCUCGUUCUCAUCAUCAGCAAAGAUACAGGCACCUUUCCGAUGUAUUAUGGGAAGCUAUUCGUAAUGGUCAAGUUCUUUCAUUAUAUCAGGGUUUAGGGACAAAGAACUUCCAAUCUGUUAUACAACAGUUUAUUUAUUUUUAUGGGUACAGCUUUUUAAAGAGGCUUUACCUGAAGAAAAGUAAUCUCAAGUCUAUGGGCACAAAAGCAAAUUUGAUUGUCGCUGCUGCCGCUGGGGCUUUAACUGUCGUCAUUACACAGCCUUUGGAUACAGCAUCAUCCAAGAUGCAAACUAGCGAGUUUGGAAAGGCAAAAGGGUUCUGGAAGACCCUUACUGAAGGGAAUUGGAGUGGUGCUUUUGAUGGCCUUGGCAUCUCUCUCCUAUUGACUGCGAAUCCACCUAUUCAGUACACUGUUUUUGACCAGCUCAAAAACAAACUCCUGAUAACCAAAAACAAAAAUUCCGACUCAUCCCCACACGCUCUCUCUGCUUCUACUGCCUUUUUGUUGGGGGCUCUCUCCAAGACUAUUGCCACCUGCUUGACUUAUCCGGCUAUUAGGUGUAAGGUUGUGAUUCAGGCAGCGGAGAUAGAGGAAGAAAAGCUUCCAUAUGCACAAAAGAAAGCCAGUAAAACUAUCUCAAGGAUAUUCUGUAACAUCUGGAAAAAUGAAGGAAUUCUUGGGUUUUACAAGGGUUUACAUGCCCAAAUUUUGAAGACUGUUUUGAGCUCUGCCCUGCUUCUGAUGAUUAAAGAGAAGAUCACAAAGACUAAUUGGGUCAUGAUGCUUGCUCUGAAAAGAUACCUAUUGACAACUAAUGCGAAAUGGAAAAGUACUUGAGUUCUAUGAUGCAAUCAGUAAAAUUAUUUCAGGUGGAAUUAUUGUGUAUAUAACGAAGACUCUUUAGGCUAUGAGGCUUAGAAGGAUUUGUCAAUAAUGCAGAAGAGAUCAUGUCUAUUAGUGACUUCAAAGGUGCAAGACCAACCACCAAACCUAAUAAUCUUAAGGUGUGAGUUACUUAUGAACAA
Messenger RNA from Chenopodium quinoa (quinoa), 1585 nucleotides. Its product is annotated as peroxisomal adenine nucleotide carrier 1-like. Lineage: Eukaryota; Viridiplantae; Streptophyta; Magnoliopsida; Caryophyllales; Amaranthaceae. The transcript is spliced from 5 exons. Gene Ontology annotation, biological process: peroxisome organization; ATP transport; ADP transport. The record is from RefSeq and is a predicted model, not a curated record. Bases 444 to 1397 code for a protein of 317 amino acids. Gene Ontology annotation, cellular component: peroxisomal membrane. Gene Ontology annotation, molecular function: ADP transmembrane transporter activity; ATP transmembrane transporter activity.